AUGGAAGCUUCAUAUUCAAGUCAACGAAAGCAAAAAUCAAUUAUAUCUUUAACCCAAAGUGAAGAGCAUACAGGGAGCACCCAGGCUUCUCACCCUUCCCUCCUAAUUCAAAAAAGCUCAAACUAUGUCGGACUUUCUGCAACUCCUGGCAGGAUUUCUAAAUUUCAGUCCUUCAAUACCGAUCCACUGUACAGGUUCCCAACGUCUUCAGCCUCAAAAGACGACGCCACCGUCAUUUUAGACAGAAAUGAAUUUAUUUCAGCAGACCUCGUCAACCUAAAGGCUACUUUAAUUUUCCUUCAUGAAAAAAGCCCAUUUAGGCGAGGAAACGCCAAAGACGUCGUCAAUCCUUUGGACACCUCCCAAAGCUCAGUACACGGCGUCCCUAAAAACUCUAUUAACCUAGGCAGCACCUAUUCACAAGCCCUUAUGAGUCGAGCUUCGUUACAAAGUGACGUUGAGCCUUUUAAUUUGGCUGAAGAAAUGGCUAAAGACCAAGACACAUUUUCGAUGGAAUCUUCUUUUCGGUCCUCAGUCGCUAUGAGUGACAUCCCAGACAAGCCUGAUAUUUCUAUAAAUUCUAAAAAUCUUAUACUACAAAUACAAAGAGAUUUUCAAUGCAAGCAAGAAGACGAACUACACUUGCACUCGAUCACACCUGCAAGCUCACUCGCAAAUUCUGAUGAAAGCGGGGAACUAACCCCGAUCAGCUUAAGAAGCAGUAGGCCUAUUUUUGAUACAAAAAGCAGCAUUUCGUCUAAUAAUCAAGAUGAAUUUUUAUAUUAAAGUAUAGAGAUUAGCAGCUUUAUCAGGAAUUAUAAUAAAAUGUGGAUGAUUUACUUCCCCAUCCUUGAUUGAACCGAUUGCCAUAGUUCGAUCAAGAUAAGUUUUUUAAAAAAAAAAGCUGGAAAAUAAAUCUUUAAAUAAAAUUUUGCACUAGCCACAAGAUAUAGAGUAUAUAAUAUAUUAGCAUCGAGUAUUAGAAUUGCGAAAGAGACUCUAAAAUUCAUGACUAUCAAGUUAAUUAGAUUUGAGACGGUUCAGAAUGGUUUUUUAUUUUUUACUAUGUAAAUUUCUCAAUAUAUCGUAGGUAAUUUUUCAAUUUUGAAUGGCAUCAGUUAAUUAAAGUUGGAAAGUUAGGGAAAUAGGGAUAUUUAAUUCCACAAACUUAGAAUUAAGCAUGAUUGAAUGGGAAGAGAAAAGAAAAAGCCGAAAUAAAACAAUUAAUGAAGAAGAAGAAAUUGCCAGCUCAGAUGAAGCUUAUAUUACAGAUUUUAAAACUGAAGCUAGCUGCAUUGCUGAGCUGGUCCCUGAGCAGGAAGAUGAAAACAGCAUGUUUCUAUUUAAAAGUAUUGAAGCUUUAAAAAAAGCAAAACUCGCAAGAUUUUCAGUCGCCGAAAGCGAAAUAAGCUCACCGCCUGAAGAUGAAGGGUCGAUCAGAAUAAGUGCUGCUAAUCGGCUAUUUUUAAACGGCCAAACUGCAAGUAAAGCCAAAAUGGGGACAGUUUAUGAUUCUCCACUACAAUUCAGACAGCUGCAGCCUAAAAUUUUGACUGACUCUAUGUCAUUUGCUAUGAGCACUUUUCCGGAAUCUCAACGAACAGUUAUUAAUGCCCCUGAUAUGAAUUCGCCACUUAUAAGAAAGCUAGUUAUAUGUGAAGAAAACCCUAAUACCACCACAGAAAUAAAAAAUAAUAAAGAAAUACUCCUGUUUUCUUAAAUAAACAAUAAUUAAUUUUUUUUUAAAAUAAAUAAAUAUGCAGUUAAUUUCGAUUAAUUCCUGUCACAAUCCAAUUUUCUUUUGCUGCUUGUGGAUAUAAUACAGUCCCUAUAUUAGAAUUUUCGAAAUCUGAAGGAAAAAGCAAAGGUGUUAUUUUAUAUGACGAUAAUAAGCAGCUUUUAAACAGUAUUUUUCCGACAAAAAUAUUAAGAGAGCUAAGCCAUAACCCUGUAAAAUUGGUGUCCUGUGGCUUUGAACAUUGUGCAGCUGUCACAAGUGAUGGAAAAGUUCUAACUUGGGGCUAUGGCUCUUCAGGAUGCCUAGGGCAUGGAGAUACAAAUACUUAUGUGACGCCUACACUGAUUAAUUCAUUAUUCCAAGAAAUCAUUGUCUAUCUUGAAUGUGGUGGCUAUCACAAUGCAGCUAUCACAGAAGAUGGCGAUGUUUGGGUAUGGGGAAGGAAAUUUAUAAAAUUUUUAGCCUUAUUUAAUUAAAAUUCAUAUAAAAAAAUGUAAAAAAUAUGGGGAAGAAAUGAUGUCCAUCAGCUAGGCAUAAAUUUCUCAAAAACACCCAAAGAUGAGAUCGGGCAUGUCGCUUUGCGGCCUAUUAAGUUAAAAUCCCUCAACGAAUUCUGUAUAAAAGGAAUCGCUUGUGGAGAAGCCCACACCCUUGCAUUAGACUCUGACGGAGUCAUCCACAUUUUCGGCUGGGCUGAAGACGGACAAUUAGGAAUUUCCCCUUCAGAGCUUAAAGAUGGCAUGAUGACUACAGAAAUUAAAGAAAUCCAAUCAAUUAAACAAAAAAUCACAAAAGUCUCAGCCGGGUCUAUUUUUUCUGCUUGUUUAACUGAGUCUGGAGAAGUUUAUGUAUGGGGAAAUGGAGAACAAGGACAGCUGGGGCUUGGGAAUAAUAUAAAAAGAGCUGAUUUCCCUAGUGUCGUUGCUUCUUUGAAAAAUGAAAAUGCUAUUGAUUUAGUCUGUGGGGAAAGUCAUGUUAUAUGUGCCACACAAAGUGGAAAAAUUUAUGGAUGGGGACAAGGCAUUGUUGGAGAUUUUGGGAAUGAUAAAUCGUUUCCAAGAGGGUCUGAUAUUAUUUGCUCAGUUCCAAGGCUGCUGAGUGGAGUGGAUAUUGCGCAUAGGUAUAUAAUGAAGAAAAAGGUAAACACAAUAGAUGAUUUGGCUGCGCAAUUGACUGCAAAACUUUUGAAACUCCAACAGUCUUAG
Molecule: messenger RNA, 2943 nt
Organism: Blepharisma stoltei
Lineage: Eukaryota; Ciliophora; Heterotrichea; Heterotrichida; Blepharismidae
Source: the annotation of a GenBank genome assembly